AAGUUAAGGUGCCCACAAACUCUCAAUGUGCAAAACAAUAUCCAAAGAAAUCUCUAACCACGGCCUACGAGAUUUACAGCUCAAAUUAUAAUUAUUGGUACGAUAACAAUAAACGCAGUGAUCGCGUUGAUGUAACAUAUUUCAAUUAACAUGGACACAAGUCCAAAGCAACGACGUCAAAUAAACCCUCGAAACAAAGCCAAUCUAUUCUCUAUCCUAACUUUUGGAUGGACGUUAGAAACUUUUAUGCUGGGAUAUAGUCGCGACAUAAAAGAAUCUGAUUUGUACGCCCCUCUGCCUGAACAUAGAUCUGAUGUUUUAGGCGAUACACUACAAAAAGCAUGGGAACAAGAGGUACAUCAAUGUAGAGAAAGGGAAGAUAAUAGAAAACCUAGAUUAAUAAAAGUUUUAAUUAAGGUCUUUGGCGCUGAACUCAUGUUAUAUGGAUUAAUAUUAGCUGCGAUGGAAUUUGUUAUAAGAUUGCAGCAACCAUUGUUUCUGGGCCUAUUGCUGAGAUACUACAGUCCCGCACAAGAUCUUUUUAAUACAACAGCCGACUCAGCGUAUUUGUCACGUCUAUACUCAUAUUAUGAUAUGAGCAGUGGUGUGUCUUGGGGAGAAGCCGUAUUCUUUGCAUUUGGCGUAGUGUUCUGUAGCAUGAUGAACGUGAUGGUGCAGCAUCCCUUUAUGAUGGGAGUUAUGCACUUGGGUAUGAAAAUGCGUGUGGGGAUCUGCAGUCUCAUUUAUAGAAAGGCAUUAAAAGUUAGUCUCCAAGCUAUGUCAGAAACCCGAGGGGGUCUCGUUGUAAACCUUUUGGCUAAUGAUGUCAAUAGAUUCGAUACAGGACCCCUAUUUGUUCACUAUCUAUGGAUUGGACCACUAGAGACUAUUUUUAUGACGAUUUAUCUUUAUCGGGAAAUUGGUAUGUCAGCUGUGUAUGGAGCUAUCGUAGUUUUUGCUGUGGUCCCUUUUCAAAUUUUCCUGGGUACUCGAACUGCAUACUAUAGACGAAGUACUGCCAUUAAAUCCGAUGAGAGAGUAAGGCUUAUGGAGGAAAUAGUAAUCGGUAUGGAAGUGAUAAAAAUGUAUACUUGGGAACAACCUUUUAGAAAAAUCAUAGACGCAGUAAGACGCCGAGAAAUUUACUUUAUUAAAAUGACGUCGUACAUACGUGGUGUAAUCAUGUCUUUCAUCAUGUUCACGGCACGGUUCAGUAUCUUUAUAACCGUCUUGCUCUACGUGACUUACGUUAACAGAAUUACUGUGGAAAAUGUAUUUUUCCUCACAUGCUACUAUAACAUCAUGAAACAAACGAUGACACUCUUCUUCCCGCAAGCUGUUGGGCAUGUUGCCGAAAUGAUAGUUGCUAUACAAAGAAUUAACGAUUAUCUAUUGAGCGAAGAGUGUCGCUUUCCACCAAAAACCCAAACAAUCGAUUCAGCGAGGGCAGAGAGUAAGAAAAAGAACAAAAGACGUGUCACGAUAUCAAUUGAUCCUGUAAAACCUAUAAGAAAACGUCCACAAAAGCCACAAAAAACUGAACCAAGUACAUCAAAGGCAAGAGAUAAACCAAAAGACACAAACAAAGAAGAAAUAGUGAUCAAAUUUGAAGAAGCUUAUAGCCGUUGGAUUAAAUCAUCAGAAAUCGAUGACGUCACAAACAUAAAUUUGAACAUAUAUUCUGGAACAUUAACGAUAAUAAUUGGAUCCGUUGGUGCGGGAAAAUCCACUUUGUUACACAUGAUACUCAGCGAAUUGCCUUGCUCGAGUGGUUUAGUGGAAGUUUCUGGGAGCGUAAGCUACGCAUGUCAGAACCCAUGGCUUUUUGUAGGGUCGGUUCGUCAAAAUAUUUUGUUUGGACAACCAUUUGAAAAAGCUCGUUACAUGGAAGUUUGCAAAGUUUGUGCAUUGGAAAGAGAUAUAUCAUUGUUCCCUCAUGGUGACAAAACUAUCGUCGGUGAAAGGGGAGUCUCAUUAAGCGGUGGACAGAGGGCAAGGAUUAAUCUAGCAAGAGCCAUUUAUAAAGAGGCUGAUAUUUACUUACUAGAUGAUCCGCUAUCUGCCGUGGAUACUCAAGUUGCUAGACACAUUUUUGAAAAUUGUAUAAAAAGAUAUUUGGAAAGGAAAACAGUCGUGUUAGUUACACAUCAAUUGCAAUUCAUAAAACAUGCUGAUCGUAUAGUUAUCAUGGAUAAUGGUGGAGUUCUUGCAGAAGGAGAAUUUAAUGAUCUGAAUGAUCAAGAAUUAGAAAUUAUUCAAAUGAUGCAAGACAAAGUUCGCGAAGUACGAGAAGAUGAAAAUAUGACUUCUUCUGUGCAAAGCACUGCUAGCUUUUUGAGUACUAAGCGUUCUCAUUGGUCUCACUGGUCUUUAAUGUUCGAUUCUGCAGACCAAAAACCUGAAGUGGAAGAGCAGACCAUCGGUCGUGUACAAGGGUCCAUUUAUAGAGAGUACUUCUUAGCGGAUGUCGCGUUCCCAUACUUCCUACUUGUUGCUUUUAUGUUUAUUUUGGCUCAGUUUUUCGCAAGUGCUAGCGAUUAUUGGAUAAGUAAAUGGAGCAAUGCUGAAGAUCACCUAACAGGAGAUGCAACAAUGGACAAUUUAUUAUGGUCGCAAUACGGCCUAAGGCGAAGAGAUUUUGUUACGAUCUUUGGUAUUAUAACCGUAGCAACCGUUAUUGUUGCACUUAUACGAGCGUUUUUGUUCUUUUCCCUCUGCAUGAAAUCUUCAAUUAAGCUACACGACAAAAUGUUCGAAUGUAUUUCACUCUCUCCGAUGAGUUUCUUCCAUUCAAAUCCCUCGGGAAGAAUUUUGAACCGUUUCAGUAAAGACAUGGGUGCAGUAGAUGAGCUAUUGCCUCAAGCUAUGCUUGAUUGUUUUCAAAUAUUAUUAAACCUACUAGGAGUAAUUUUCGUUAUACUGGUAACAGAGAUAACACUCUUAAUACCAAUAGCCACAACGUUAAUAAUAUUUUAUAUCUUUCGCUUGAUAUACGUGCGAACAACUGGCGCAAUUAAAAGGCUGGAAGGAAUAACCCGAAGCCCAGUCUUUAGCCAUGUUAACGCGACAGUUCUUGGUUUACCAACAAUUCGUGCAUUUGGUGCUGAGAUGCUGCUAGCCCAAGAAUUUGAUCGCCAUCAAGACUUGCACAGUUCUGCCUGGUAUCUCUUCAUCACCUGUAGUCGCGCAUUUGGGUACUUUUUGGAUCUGAUUUGCCUGCUUUUCAUUAUCUGCGUCACAUUUAGCUGUUUAAUGAAAACCGAUAUAGAAGGAAGCAUCGUUGGUCUAAUUAUAACUCAGUCGAUAUCACUGACUGGAAUUUUUCAAUGGGGAAUGCGACAGUCUGCGGAGAUGGAAAAUCAGAUGACAAGCGUAGAAAGAGUCGUAGAAUACACUAGAUUACCGAAGGAAUCUACUUUGAUGGGCUCUCCAGAUAAAGUACCACCGGAAGGCUGGCCAACAGAAGGUGCCAUUUACUUCAAUGAUCUUAGUCUGAAAUAUAAUCCCCAGGGAUCACCGGUAUUACAUGGCCUGCAGUUCAAUGUCUUGCCUCGAGAAAAGAUAGGCAUCGUUGGAAGGACUGGGGCAGGCAAAUCCUCGAUAAUCCAAGCAUUGUUUCGAUUAGCCUAUAUUGAAGGCAUUGUAACCAUAGAUGGAAUCGACAUAUCUUCGAUUAAAUUGGAGUCUUUAAGGCAAAAAAUAUCCAUUAUACCACAGGAACCAGUGUUAUUUAGUGGAACUUUACGGAAAAAUCUGGAUCCUUUUAACGAAUAUUCCGACGAGGCGUUACUUAGAGCUCUAAACGAUGUGGAACUCAUAACAGAAGAUGAUGUCGAUGCCCUAUACAAGCAAGUAUCGGACUGUGGAUCGAACUUUAGUGUUGGCGAACGACAGCUAGUAUGCCUAGCUAGAGCUAUAGUGAACAACGAUAAGAUACUGCUACUGGAUGAAGCCACAGCCAACGUGGAUGCACAAACUGAUGCACUCAUACAGACUGCUAUUAGGGAACAUUUCAAACUGUGCACUGUGCUCACUGUAGCACAUCGCCUUAAUACUGUAAUUGAUUCGGAUAAAAUUCUGGUAUUGGACGCUGGUCGUUUGGUAGAAUACGACCAUCCAUAUGUCCUGCUACAGAACAGAAAAGGCUACUUUCGAAAGAUGGUCGCUGAGACUGGACCAGCUAUGUCGCAAGUUUUACAUAAAUUAGCGGCUGAGGUUAUUAAAAUUAAACUUUAUGACAAUAACAAUUAUAUACUUAUGAUAUAAUAUUUUAAGAUAUAAUAAUUCACAAUGUCAUUAACUGAAACGAUACUUGAUAAACAUUAA
Colias croceus (clouded yellow) is the source of this 4326-nucleotide messenger RNA. Its product is annotated as probable multidrug resistance-associated protein lethal(2)03659. Gene Ontology annotation, cellular component: membrane. NCBI's taxonomy places the organism in Eukaryota, Metazoa, Arthropoda, Insecta, Lepidoptera, Pieridae. The transcript is spliced from 28 exons. Gene Ontology annotation, molecular function: ABC-type transporter activity; ATP hydrolysis activity; ATP binding. The record is from RefSeq and is a predicted model, not a curated record. Gene Ontology annotation, biological process: transmembrane transport. The coding region runs from base 151 to 4266 and encodes 1371 amino acids.